Messenger RNA from Symbiodinium natans, 2802 nucleotides. Lineage: Eukaryota; Dinophyceae; Suessiales; Symbiodiniaceae. The record is from the annotation of a GenBank genome assembly.
AUGCGGCCCGCAGCCAGGGCAAAAGGGCCCCACGAACUUGCCCGACUGAUCCGAGCCAUCUUGCGCACCGGGCGUAAGUAUAAGGCCCCUAGGGCAGCCCCAUGCAUAGAAGUUGAUGGUACCCCUACCUCAGACCCGGUCCUUGUCGCACAGGCCUUCGGUAGGCACUUUGCCAAAGCCGAAUGUGCAACUGCCCAGUCGCUGAAAGAGCUGCAGCAGCAGCAUGUCCCCCCGACGGCGACUGAACCAGUUGACCUUCUUGAGGUACCGCACCUCUCAUGUCUGGCUCAAGCAUUCGCGACCGCAGCCAACCGGAGAGCGCCGGGGCUCUCAGGGCUCCCGCCAGACUUCUACAGUGCACAGCCACUGGCUGCGGCUAGGGCCCAUAUGCCCGUCAUCUUGAAAAUGCUCAGCCGGGGGCAGGCGCCAACCUUAUGGACGGGGAAUCUCUCCAUAUGUAUGCCCAAGCCAGCCAAAGACCACACCUCGGUUGAUGGCUAUAGGGCCAUCGCCAUGGUUGAGGUUGCUUCCAAGGCCACCACCAAAGCCCUACGACCAUUCCUCACCAAAGCAGUUGCCGCCCUUUCCCUACCAGGUACCGGGGGAACUAUGCCAGGAGUGCCAAUGACUCUUGCAGCAAUGACUGUUCAAAGUCACUUGCAGUUUCUUCGCAAACAAAAGCUUUGCGGCGCCGUCAUCUUUGUUGACGGGGCCAAUGCUUUUUACGCAGUCGUCAGAGACUACGUCUUGGACAGCAAAGCUGAUUCUUUCCAACAAUGGCUGUCGCACCUUCCAGUCCCAGACCGGAUUCGCCGAAGACUGCAACGCCGAUUCUCCCAAGGCAACCUGCUGGAAGAAGCGGGAUUGACGCAGGCCCAACAGGACCUUGUACAACAGUUCCUGCGCAGGACAUGGUACACCACCCAUGUGGACGGGCGGCAAAUCUUCAGCACUCAGGCUGGAACAGCGCCGGGCUCUCCGGUUGCUGACGCUAUCUUCCAAGUGAUCUUUGCGUCAGCACUUCGGGAGCUCCAUCAAGACCUCACUGAAAUCGGAGCCACCGAUUGCAUAGAGGUCUCAGGAGCAGGUUGCCAAGCGGCAGACAUGCCAACAUGGAUGGACGAUAUGGCGGUCCUUCUCACAUGUCCGGCAGAAAAAUUGGAGCUACAACUUUCCCAGGCUGCAGCGCUUGUUCAGGCCCAUUUGCGUGCUAUUGGCAUCUCGGUCAACUUCGGCAGAGGUAAGUCUGAGGUCCUGUUGGCUGUACAUGGGAAGGGUUCCCAGGCCCUUCGACAGCGCCUUCUCAUCGAGCAAGCCGCCCGCAUCCAAGUGGGAGACACCUCACAGACCAUUGAGUGUGUCGCAAGCUAUGUGCACCUCGGCACGCUUCGUCAGGCAACUGGAUCCGACUGGGAUGACCUGGCCAGGAGAAAGUACCAGACGGACGGGGUCUUUGCCAAAGUCCGGGGCCGGUUACUCAACAACCCCCACCUGAGCUGGCAAGAAAAGGUGCACAUGUUUGGUAGUUUGAUCAUGCGGAAGUUCUUACAUGGGGCGGGGACAUGGGUACUACGCACAAAAGGUGAACUUGCUAGGUACCGGGCAUAUUACAUGGCAUAUGUCCGAGGGGCCACCUGGCCACUCUGCGGCCAUAGUAGUAAGUUCCUAGAUGACGAUGCCAUCUGUGCCCUCAAUGGGAUCCUCCGACCGGAUCAAGCCCUUGCCAUCGAGCGUGCAAGAACCUUAUGGCAGGUGGCCAAUGGCCGCUCUGCCUAUCUUCGAGCCUCCAUUGUGCGGGCCGGGAUAUGGUUGGAAAAGGCGGCGCAUGACAUGGACACCAUUUUGCAAGCGCUGCAACUGCCUCGCCUGCCAGCUCUACCCCGGGACACCUCCGCAGCAGAAACCUGGUUCGCCACCAUGCAACGAGAUCCGGCUGAUGCUGCCAAUGUCUUACGCAGGGUUGCCAAGUUGUGGCUCCGAGCCGCUUGCGAAGCAGCAGAACCUGCUCGACGCAAAGUGGCCGCACUAGGCCAGAUGCAGGCAGCACGGGUCACUGUGCUGUACCACACGCAGAGUGGUAAUCACGAAGCGCUGCACGCCUGCCCUGACUGUGGUAGGACCUUUGAGGGGCCAGCUGCGCUGGCAUCUCACCAAAGCAAAGUACGCCAUCACAGAGCUGAGUGUAGCCUAGCACUUUUUGGCUCCGCCUGCGAGGCUUGUGGGCUUCAAUUCUGGCUACAACGCAGACUUCGCGAGCACUUGCGCCAUCAUGCCCAAUGCAGAGCCACCUACCUUGCAGCCGACAUAGCGCCACAACCGGAGGUAAAUGAUCCUCGCCUACAGCAUCUACCAACGACGCGCAGGGUCGGCCCUCAGCCUUUUUGGGCCAGCUUACGGCCCCCAGUACCGACCAACUGCCCUGUAGGAGUUGCUCCCGCAACCACAGCAGCCUUCAAGGAUGGGCUACGAUCUAUCUUGGAUCAAGGCACGCUCCACUCUUUUGCCAACACGAAAUGUGGCACUAGGCCGCUUAAGAACUUUAAGAACUUUCGGCACAGCGGCUUCGGAGCUCCCUUUACAGCUGCUCGAGUGGCCUUUACGCUUGGACCGACUGGGAGCUUGCCGCUGUCGGCCGAAGCCCUGGAAGUUUCAAGCCGCGGGUGUCGGGCAAACGCCACCGAGCACAGGAACACUGAGAAGGCUGUCGCGACAGACACUCUCGUGAUUGGUGGCAGGCUUGACGAACAGGGCGACGCGAGGGACAUUCGUCCGAGCUUGUCGGUCGCGGUGCCCCUGCGUUAG